This is a messenger RNA of Sinocyclocheilus grahami, 477 nucleotides long. Its product is annotated as histone H2A-like. Bases 42 to 428 code for a protein of 128 amino acids. The transcript has a single exon. Gene Ontology annotation, cellular component: nucleosome. The record is from RefSeq and is a predicted model, not a curated record. Gene Ontology annotation, molecular function: DNA binding; protein heterodimerization activity; structural constituent of chromatin. NCBI's taxonomy places the organism in Eukaryota, Metazoa, Chordata, Actinopteri, Cypriniformes, Cyprinidae.
UUAUUUCUGCUUUACAAACGUAGGAAUUUUUAUAACCAACUAUGAGUGGAAGAGGCAAAACCGGCGGCAAGGCGAGAGCGAAGGCCAAGAGUCGCUCCUCCAGAGCAGGGCUGCAGUUCCCCGUCGGUCGUGUUCACAGGCUUCUCCGCAAAGGUAACUACGCUCAGCGCGUCGGUGCCGGAGCUCCCGUCUAUCUGGCGGCUGUGCUCGAGUACCUGACCGCUGAGAUCCUGGAGCUGGCUGGAAACGCCGCCAGAGACAACAAGAAGACCCGCAUCAUCCCCCGUCACCUGCAGCUGGCGGUGCGCAAUGAUGAGGAGCUGAACAAACUCCUGGGCCGAGUGACCAUCGCUCAGGGCGGCGUGCUGCCCAACAUCCAGGCCGUGCUGCUGCCCAAGAAGAGCGAGAAGCCCGCCAAAGCCAAGUAGACGCGUUCUAGUCUGUUUCUGGAACACAAAGGCUCUUUUAAGAGCCACC